Molecule: messenger RNA, 441 nt
Organism: Pleuronectes platessa (European plaice)
Lineage: Eukaryota; Metazoa; Chordata; Actinopteri; Pleuronectiformes; Pleuronectidae
Gene: morn2
Product: MORN repeat containing 2
Exons: 5
Coding region: 1-441 (146 amino acids)
Source: RefSeq, a predicted model, not a curated record
AUGGUAACAGCAGUCAACGGAAUCUUCCAUGCCUCUGAUAACAGGGAAGACGUGAUCAAGGUUUCCUUCAUCUUUCCAAAUGGAGACAGAUAUGAAGGGGAGGCCUUCAAGUCAGCCUCUGGAGUAAUGGUGAGAACUGGUGUUGGUAAACAGACCACAGCAAAUUGGAUCAUAUACACCGGAGAGUGGCUAGAGGACAAGAUGCACGGCAAAGGCACCCUGCAGUAUCCCUCUGGAGUCAUGUACGAAGGAGAAUUAAAAGCCAACAUGUUCCACGGCAUGGGGACAUAUACUUUCCAAGAUGGCUCCAAUUACAAAGGUCAAUUUCUCGAGAACAGGAUGGAGGGAGAAGGAGCUUUCACUAACACACAAGGCGUGGUUUGGACGGGAGAGUUUCACGGCAAAGCAGCGCUGGGCCUGAUGAUGCAGCACAACGUUUAG